This is a messenger RNA of Dermacentor andersoni, 4579 nucleotides long. Its product is annotated as soluble guanylate cyclase 88E-like. Gene Ontology annotation, biological process: cGMP biosynthetic process; response to oxygen levels. Gene Ontology annotation, cellular component: guanylate cyclase complex, soluble. NCBI's taxonomy places the organism in Eukaryota, Metazoa, Arthropoda, Arachnida, Ixodida, Ixodidae. The record is from RefSeq and is a predicted model, not a curated record. Gene Ontology annotation, molecular function: guanylate cyclase activity; heme binding.
CGUUCCACGCCACAUCUUGCAUUUCCGUUUUUCUUUCUUUAGUUUAAUUCUUCUUAUAGGAAUGCUUGUUCUCCGGAAACUGAAUCAAGCACACGUGCAAGCGAAAUAAGAAGAGCAAACCAAAUGGAAGCCCGUCAUUCUGAAGUCGUGCGUUAAUUUGCACCGGCAUCUGUGUGUGGAUUUUUUUUUCUUUUAGGUACAGUGCCAAUUUUCUCUCAUAGCGGGCGCAGAGUGUUUGCAAUUUUUAUGCCACUCUCCUUAUCGCUUACACGCUUUUGCGUUGUCAUCUCCUAGCUAUGACUUUGCGAUAAAAUGCUUCAUAGUUCCCUGAUUUGUUUCAUUGUCGCAGCUAAGAAAUAACACGCAGAAUUUCUUUUUUUAGUUAAGCACGUUUUGGGGGGAAGCUGGUGCAUUUUGUGCGUUAAGAGUUCGUUGAGACAUUCAACAUUCUCGAUGGUGUCAGAAAUGUCCGACAUUUUUAUACAUACAUACAUACAUACAUACAUACAUACAUACAUACAUACAUACAUACAUACAUACAUACACACAUACAUACAUACAUACAUACAUACAUACAUACAUACAUACAUUUUGUCACAAAAGUUCGCACACCAAUUCCUCGACGACCUGACAGGACAUUCCAAUGGCGGUGACCUCAUCGCCGCCGUAGUGUGGUCCCUUGGGGGUCCUUUGCCUGAGUGCAUGGCUCUUGUGUUCAGCAAAAAAAAAAAAAAAAAACAAGUCAAGGAAUGAAGUGCGCUACUCUUUGCCUCAUAUGAGCUUUAUUUCCGAAAGUGCUUACACUUAAUUUCCCGUAAAGAGCAUGGCGGAAGUGGUUACUUGCGAUUGCGAUAAGUAAGUUUCGAAAACUUACUUAUCGCAUUCUGCAGCGCCCUCCGGUUGCCAGCGGAACACGUUAAGUCAUUCACUCAUGAGUUCCGAGAGCUGCGUUCGCAGGAAAUGUCUGCCAUCUCGUCGCUUGCAAAUGGGCUAAGCAAGUUAUAGCACCGUUGCAAAAACCGGGUCAGCCCUCACCUUUUGUUUUGUUUGUGCGCCUGCGUCAGCUGGAAAGAGAUGUGCCUAAUGGACAUAUCGCGACAUCUGUGAAAGAGUGCGCAGCGUGGUACGCAGCAGUAACGGGGAGUAGUUUCACGGAACAUGAAAGGGAACGUUAGGCCAUAAAUGACUUGAAGCGUCCACUUGAGUGCAAUGUGAACUGCCUGUAAAGAGAGAUUCUGAAAGUCCGCGCGGAAGCAGUGCCAAACAUUAGUGAACUGGGCUUCAACAUUUUAGAUUUCGGUAAAAAUUUGCAGAUAUGUAUGACAUAGCUGGGACACAAAUCUACUAGUCAUUAAGGCGUGGCAACUCUAAAAUUGGAGGCUCGGUGUAAUCGGUCACAUACCACGACAGUUGCCAAUAAAUUACUGUGAUAUUCUCGAAGUAUAUACAGCAGAAUGGGACAGACUACGAAUAUCAGGCACCGCAUGUAGCUUAUCAGCGAUAAAAACGAAGAAGAACGUCAUCACCUCUUUCCAGGAACGUUUUCCAGUAACAUAGCCGUAACACGAUACUGUCUUGUAAAACUCAAAAUGGUAACAUUAAAAAGAAAAAGAAAAAAAAACGCACGUCCGUUUAUUUACUCUCAGGUAUCAAGAUGAACUUUUGCUUUUGGGGACACUGUCGGGCGUGCAUGUGGAUAUACAUACACUACAACUGGCUGUCGUUCCCUUUAUUCCUGCGUCCUUCGACAGACACACCCUCGUGGAACGGCAAGGAAACAAGGUCAGGCCUGCGAAGGGAGUGGAAUGGGGGAGAAAAAAAAAAUGAUGCAGUAGCGGCGUCUCUGCGCAUGCGCGCCUUCCUCCUGCUCCCUCUUUUGCUCCUCGACGCACGCACCACUGGCUCCCUCGUGGCGCGCAUCGGGUACUUUCGCGCCCCUGUCGUGCGCGUCUAGCCGAGUGCAUACCUUCGUGACAACAUCUCCCGCCCGCGCGCCUCUUGGGUUUACCGGGCAUCUCUAGCGAGCCAUGCUCUCAUAAAGCGGCCGCCAUGUACGGCAUGCUUCUGGAGAGCGUGCAGCACUACGUGCGGCUCCAAUUCGGUGAGCCGCUGUGGGAGGCGGCGCUUGCGGAGCUGGGCCAGCACAAUUUUUCCACACACCUGGUGUACCCAGACGACUCCAUGACAAGGCUGGCCGACGCCUGUGCAAAGCGAGUUCCUGGAUGGAGCCGCGACACAUUCCUCUUCUUCUUCGGGCGAUGCUUUGUGCGCUUCUUCAGCCACUACGGCUACGACAAGUUGAUCCGGGCAUCUGGUCGUCACCUGCGAGACUUUCUUGCUGGCAUAGACAACCUGCACCACCAGAUCCGCUUCAGCUACCCGCGCAUGCGCAGCCCCUCGCUGCAGCUGCUGCAGGAGCACCGCGGCGGCGCGCUCCUCCUGUACCGCUCGUGCCGUCGAGACCUCCACUUCUACCUGGUCGGCCAGCUGGUGCAGGUGGCCAGCACCUUCUACGGCAUGCGCCUUCAGGUGCGCGUGCUGAGCCAGCGCAGUACACCGGAGGGUGCCCAGGCGCUGCUGCGGCUGAGCUUCGACAACGCCGCCUUCACGCUGAACGAGCAGCGGCGGCAGCGCGCACAGGAGGGCAUCUCGCUGCCCGACGUAUCCUGGGGAUCGCUGCUGCGGCUCUUCCCGUUCGGCAUGCUUGUGGACCGCUGCAUGCGGCUCCUGUGGCUAGGACACCGACUGCGCAUGGUGUUCGGUCAGGGCGGGGAGACCGGAGCCUGCCCCGGUAGACCCGUGCACGACCUUAUGCGCCUGCACAGGCCCAUGGUGGCCUUCACGUGGGAAAACUUGCUUGCCAAUCAGCAAGUCGUGGUGGAGCUGGAGUGCAUUUUCCCCGAACAGUCGACCCUGCCUUCACGUCGUUUGCUGCUCAAAGGAGAGAUGCGCUACCUGCACGAGUCGGACGUCAUACUAUUCCUUGGGGUGCCACUACUGAGUGGCCUGGACGAGCUGCAGAUGGCGGGCCUCUACCUCGAGGAUCUGUGCAUCCACGACAUGACGCGUGACAUUGUGCUGGCCGAGUGGCAACAUGGCGCCAACCUCGAAGUCUCCUACAGAGAGCAAGAGAGCAAGAGCCGGACACUCGAGGAGAACCUGGUGAGGCUGGACGCAUGGCGCCAAAGGGGCGACGAGUUGCUGUACUCGAUGAUACCAAAGUCUGUGGCCGACAGGCUCCGCCGCGGGGCCCAUCCCGUCGACACAUGCGAGACAUUCGACAGCGUGACGGUGCUGUUCAGCGAGCUGGUCAACUUUCCUAUGGCGUGCCGGCAUCUGAGCCCCAUGCAAGUCGUCAGCUGGGUGAACGCAACAUUUUCUCUCUUCGACUUGAUCACGGAUCGCUACCACGUCUUCAAGGUGGAAACUGUUGGCCAAGUUUACAUGCUCGUGAGCGGUGCGCCUGAACGACGAGAAGACCAUGCCGAACAGGUCUGCGCAGCAGCGCUGGAAAUGCUGUUCUCGUUCCAGGGAAAGCGACAACCCUUUGACCAGCAAGGCACGUUCCUGAGGCUCGGUGUGCACUCGGGACCCGUGGCAGCCGGUGUGGUUGGCCUGAAGACGCUGCGCUACUGCCUGUUCGGAGACACCGUCAACACGGCGGCGCGGAUGCAGACACACGGAGAGAACGGAAGGAUUCACAUCAGUGACAGCUGCCAGAAACUCAUUCGGAAGAAAGGCUUCGUUACUGAAAUUCGUGGGAAGAUUGAAGUCAAGGGCAAGGGAAAGAUGCGCACUCACUGGCUCCUGGAAGGCGAUGUGCUGUCCAGCGCCGCCGGCGGUGGCCGCCGACGCAUCUCGCUGGGCGAAAUGGGACCGCUCACACGAGCCAGGACCAAGCGAGCAUCCAAGUGACGACCCGUCGGAGACCAAUUCUGAUCGACUCUGUACAGGCCAUCCGAAGCCUUCUGCGAGCAUUCUAGGACAGCAUACCCCACACACGGGGCAUCCGAGUGAAGGGUCGCGUCAUUUUCAGGCCAGGGUGGUCAAGCAGAUUGAAUAAAGGACAGCAAAUGAGUGUGACGUCGAUGAAUGUGAAGUUCACGUGUCAAUUUAACAUCGAGCUGGAGGUAGCAGUUCUUGUGCCCAAGCACUGAUCUCGUUUCGUAAAUCUUGCUGUCAUGACCAAGCUUUGGCCGUUGCGAAAAGCCAUACUUGCGAGUCUUGUUGCUUUAGGACUACUUCCUAGCCCGGCUCUUUGUAUCUGAAUGGAUUAAAUGUCGAACAUUUUUAGUGAGUAUGUUAAAUUACUGUUCUUUUUUUCUAGCAGUUUUUGUGCAUUCGUUCGGCAGCUCAGGGGAGGCGAAGGUGUGGUUCGUGUUUUCAUGUGUCGCGGGGUUUCACAGAAAUGGAGGCACUAUCGUGUGACAUUCUCAGGGCUGGGCUUAUCAAUGCUGUGUCUCACAAGCAGCAUGCUGCUUAGAGAUGCUAGAGCUAAUUUCUCUUAGUCAGCACUCACCGUCACAUAGGUUGGUGAUUGGCUGGUGUUUUCUGUAUUACGUAGUUGCUUAACGGGAUA